This is a messenger RNA of Penicillium macrosclerotiorum, 2532 nucleotides long. Its product is annotated as pseudouridine-5'-phosphate glycosidase/carbohydrate kinase family protein. NCBI's taxonomy places the organism in Eukaryota, Fungi, Ascomycota, Eurotiomycetes, Eurotiales, Aspergillaceae. Gene Ontology annotation, molecular function: pseudouridylate synthase activity. The transcript has 7 exons. The record is from RefSeq and is a predicted model, not a curated record. Bases 1 to 2532 code for a protein of 843 amino acids.
AUGUAUACGCAAUACGGCGGCCGCGGCGGCCACAACGCGCACUCCGCUGCUCUUAUCGCUGAUAACAGCUUCUCCUCAUCUCUGCUGUUUCUCCAUCGAUUGAUCUACAUCGAUCUGAACAGUCCCACGAUGUUCAUCUCAAGGACCGUUGCGCGAUUUGGUCGCUGGAGAGCAGCACAGUUGCCGCGUGCUCGCUCCCUUCAUGACCUCGCGAAUCACCCACAGAGCAAAUUCUUGAGAAUAUCUGAAGAGGUUCGUGAUGCGGUUGCGACAGGCAAGCCAGUUGUCGCGCUUGAGACAACCAUCUACACCCAUGGUUUCCCAUAUCCUGAGAAUAUUGCCCUCGCAACACUUCUCGAAUCGGUGGUUCGUGCCAACGGUGGAGUCCCCGCGACCAUUGGCAUCCUCGGCGGUGUUGCACGAGUUGGCAUGAGCGGAGAGGAUAUCAUUGAGCUGGCCUCAACAGCGGAAAACAAGACCGCACUGAAAGUGUCUCGGAGAGACCUAGGCUAUAUCUGCGGAUUGGGCAUGACAGGAAAACUCAUUCAUGGUGGUACAACUAUCUCUGGUACAAUGAUCCUCUCGGAGCUUGCUGGGAUUAAGAUUUUUGGAACAGGCGGACUAGGUGGUGUGCACCGCGGUGGUGAACGCACAAUGGAUGUUUCAGCCGAUCUUACGGAGCUUGGUCGAACCGCUAUCACGGUCAUUAGUUCCGGAUGCAAGAGCUUUCUUGAUAUCCCUCGAACUCUGGAGUAUCUCGAGACCGAGGGUGUCUGCGUUGGUACUUUCGCUGAUGGACGUGAAGGAUCUGUUGAUUUCCCCGCUUUCUUCACGCGGGAAAGUGGCGUCCGUAGCCCGCGGAUCAUUCAAGACGAGGCGGAAGCUGCCGCCAUAGUUUAUGCGCAAUCCAAGCUUCCGGUUGGAUCUGGAAUCCACUUUGCUAACCCAGUACCCUUAGAGUACUCUAUACCAAAGCCCGAGAUUGAUCGCAUCAUUGAAGAGGCAGUUCGCUUAGCAGAUGAAGAGGGCUUCAAGGGCAGCGACAAUACUCCAUUUGUUCUCGCUAAGAUCAAAGAGCUGAGUGGCGGGAAGAGCGUGGUUGCGAAUCGUGCUUUAGUCGAGUCCAAUGUCAAGCGCGCAACCCGGGUGGCCGUGGAGCUUGCCAAGAUCGAGGAGAUUGACCGAGGAACUGCGUCUCGACACAUGCCCGCUAUAUCGAGCUAUAAUCGGUCAGAUCAAGAUAAUAUCACACGCCAGCCCAACCCUGAACCUGCCAAGCAAGUACUAACUCCUCAAAUAACCGAAAAAGCCGAUAUAUUGGUUGCCGGUUCGCUUGCCAUCGAUUUAUCUUGUGACUACACUCCAUUUGAUGCCGAAUGUGCCCAGAUUGCGCCCGUGUCACACACGUCUAACCCUGCUGUGAUCGGACAGAGCCUUGGUGGCGUAGGUCACAAUGUCGCUAUUGCUGCUAGCUAUAUCGGUAGCGAUGUUCUUUUCUGCAGUGUCGUUGCAGACGACUUAAGCGGCCGGGCGGCCCUUUCAUCUCUCAACCAGGAGGGUCUUGACAUUGCUGGCGUUCAGGUUCUCCCCGCAACUCCGGGAACUCGGACUGCACAAUAUGUCGCCAUUAAUGACGCUAAAAAGGAUCUCCUUGUUGCCAUGGCCGACAUGGGAAUUAUUGAGCUUCCUGAGUCGCAGCUGAAUUUUGAUGGAUUCUGGGAGCCAUUGAUCGAACGAACCAAGCCUCGUUGGGUUGUCGUCGAUGCUAACUGGCGUCCUGAGGUCAUAGCUAAAUGGACGUCUGUUGCCCGUAAACACGGUGCCCGUGUGGCCUUCGAGCCUGUGUCAACAGCCAAGUCUCGUAGACUAUUCGGUCGGGAUGCCAGUGGUUCUGGUGCAACUAUCAGCCCUGCACAGACGGUUCCCAACAAUGCCAUCAGUCUCGCCUGCCCGAAUCGCCUUGAAUUAUCAGCUAUGUAUAAUGCUGCACGCGAGACGCUUCUUUUUGACUCACCUGCUUGGUGGAGUAUCAUUGAUGCAAUGGGCUUGUCUCCUACAGGUUCUCGUGAGCGCCUUGUCGCAGCGACAUCUGCUGAGCUUGUUGACGAAGGCCUGCCACAACAAUCCAUCCAGCUCCUUCCCUUCAUACCAUGUCUUAUCACUAAGCUGGGCGAAUCCGGCGCCCUCUUGACACAACUCCUACCACCAGGUGAUCCGCGACUAACAGAUCCUGAGUUUGCACCUUAUAUUCUUGCGCGCGCUGCUCCGACAGCGGAAGUGCCAUUUGGAGGUGUUUACAUGCGACUUUUUCCUCCCACUAAGACUCUAACCUCCGAAGAAGUUGUCAGUGUCAAUGGUGCUGGCGAUACUCUACUUGGCGUGGCUGUGGCUGGCCUUGCAAAGGCUGACUCGUCUUUGCGCAUCGAGGAUAUCCUUCCCUUGGCCCAGGAAGCUAGCCGAUUGACUUUGACAAGUGCCGGCGGCGUGAGCAAGGAGUUGGUUGGCCUCCGACCUACCAUGAGACCGAAUUAA